AUGAGAGCAAGAAUAUGUAUUAAAGUCGGAAUUGAAUUAAAAAGUUUCUGGUUGAUUUCUCUAAACGUCACUACAACGUCUUUCUUAUCCUUAGAGCUUUCGAGUGCUUUAAACAGUUCUCAAAUUACAAAUUCUGUCAUGAAGAUUGAAGUUCAAGAAACAGAUGAUUUUAUGAAUGGGGAAGAACUUAAAGAGUAUGUCAGGCAAGAUCAAAAAGGUUGA
Messenger RNA from Clunio marinus, 222 nucleotides. The record is from the annotation of a GenBank genome assembly. NCBI's taxonomy places the organism in Eukaryota, Metazoa, Arthropoda, Insecta, Diptera, Chironomidae.